Messenger RNA from Gadus macrocephalus (Pacific cod), 12702 nucleotides. It is a transcript of the gene pik3r2, whose product is annotated as phosphoinositide-3-kinase, regulatory subunit 2 (beta). The record is from RefSeq and is a predicted model, not a curated record. Gene Ontology annotation, molecular function: protein binding; 1-phosphatidylinositol-3-kinase regulator activity. The transcript is spliced from 17 exons. Gene Ontology annotation, cellular component: phosphatidylinositol 3-kinase complex. Bases 3603 to 5819 code for a protein of 738 amino acids. Gene Ontology annotation, biological process: insulin receptor signaling pathway; phosphatidylinositol phosphate biosynthetic process. Lineage: Eukaryota; Metazoa; Chordata; Actinopteri; Gadiformes; Gadidae.
CUCCCUCUGUGCGUUAUUAUUGUUAGACAGAGUAAUGCUGUUGUGUGUUUUUAUUUGUGGUUAGAUGAGAGGCUCGUUACCAGAUCUGUUGGCCUGGUGUCCCUGAAAUACAAUCAAGAUGAAACAUUGUCCUGAUCACUGAUCACAUUUUACAGUUGAAGGUUAAUGGGGACCAUAAUUAAAAGUAAUCGGACCAGCCUUAAUGAGCGCAGCAACUUAAAAAAAUAACAUAGGCUACUAAUGAUAGAGUUGUGGUUCAAAUAGGACUGUUUCUCAACUCCUGAUGUGUAUGGGUUAGGUGUCCAUGUGAUCAGUUGGCUGUAGAUAUAGGGCACUAGUAUUUCCAGCCAUUUUCCCUGCAUAGCAGUGUUAUGGAGUAGCAGCAUAGGUCUACAUUAUAAUACGUUAAGUAUUCAUAAUUAAUGUCCUCAGAUUUAGAGCUCUUUUUUUUUAUCAGGGUAGCCUAGAAUAAGAAACUACUUCUCCUUUAUGGUCAAAGUAUUUUAUCUUCAAUUGUGCAGUUUGACAUGGUCAUUCUGUACAAUACAAUUCUUAUGACAAGACAAGGCUCAUCCAUUGCUCUCAAUCUCUUAAUCUUUGUUUCUAAGCAGCAAGAAUACAGAGUCCUCUUCCUCGGCUUUGGGCCUAUCUCCUCUGGGUUGCCUGUGGCGCAGUUACAUUUCUCAGGUCCAUGUGCACGGAUGGACCCGGGCCAGUCUGUGUGUGUGGUGGCUAUGGUCUGCACAGCGCACAUUUAGCUGCACAUUUCCAGAGCAGUAUCUUGGGUCCAAUUAAACUUCUUAAUGUUGCAUUAGCCUAAUAUGCACGUUUGAAUGCAGAGUUAUGUCAGGGUUCAGGCUGAAUGUUUAUAUCAGGGUUGUGCUCGAUGGCUUCUCAUUUGCUCGUUAUUUUACACAUCAUGUCAACGUUGAUUGUCAUGGUUGAAUAUCUCUGACUUAUGUAGGCCUACGAUUUGGUUUUGGGAUUCUGUAGCAUGUAAACUAUUAUGUCUACACAUUAUUUAUUUUAAUAUAAAUAAACGCUAAAGAAAACAUGCUAGUAUGCGAACAAUAACAUAUCAUAUUUUUCUCUGUUCCAUAAACAGACUUAGGAUUGGUCCUGUCUAGAAAGGGGUGGUAGCCAAACAACUACACUCCUCACAAGUCAAGCAUAUGGGGUGACCCCCUUUUCAAUGUUUUGCGUUCCCUAAAGUCAUCUCUGCCUUCUGAAAUAUUUUGAAGAUGUAUACUUCAAUGGUAGAGGCUUAUAUGAAUGGACCAACAGAGUAUUAACAGAUUCAUGAGAAAGCAAACAAGUGCUUACUUAUUGAUAGGAUUGUACAGGGCGCUAUAUCUCAGAAUGAAUAAUGAUGUUGUCUACCAUUCACCUCAGGUCUAGAUCCAAACACGUCUGCCUUCGUUGGCAACUGAACGUCGUGUUGAAUGAUUGGUGGAGAAUUGGGUGAACUGCAGAUACUCUGUCUAUCUGUGUGCAUGUCUGUUUUUCUGCUCAUGGCUUCAUUGGUCGUUGGAUAUGUAUUGGACUGGGUUGUAACCUAGUCUGUGAAGGGCUACAAUUUACAUUAUCAGACAAAUCAGCCAGUUUGAAAGAACAUUUAAUUUAGAAAUACAAUUAACACAUAUGUAACAUGCAAAUAUUAUAAAUAUAUAUCUUUUGGUUUUGUUGUAACUUGGGAAAAGCUCUUCUCAAUCAGAUGGUUGGCUGUGUGGAAUAGAGAAUCCGUGGGACAUUAUGCACAGUAUUAGUUCAGUUGAGUGUAUAGAGGUCAGUCCUGUAUUGACUAAACGCAGAAUGCAUGUCAGCAUGUCAACAUUAAAAAAAUAGAUGUUAAAACAGCAGAGUAGACUAGCUCCCAUUUCAACAUGCCUGCAUUCCCAUUUUGAUAAUGUCUCGGCCUAGGCUAUUGUUCAAAGAACAAUAAAUAUAAUAUAUGCCUAUUUAAUUAUUUAACUUUGUUGAUUAAUCUUGUGUCUGAAUCGUUUGUGUUUUGUACUUGGCCAUAAAAUACAACUUAAUCCAAUUCUCUGUACAAUUUGUAAGAGGAAAAGCAAUGUUGAAUACUUAACAUUAAACAUAUGAAUCCUUUUAAUCAGCACCACAGCUAACAUUUCUCAUCAUAACAUUGCAUCAUUUGCCGUGUCAUGCUUCAAUUCCAUUCCUGCUUCUUGAAUCCUUUAGUUUUAUUUUCCCAAUUGUAUAUAUUUUAUACAUUAUACAUAAAAUAAGAUGAUAAACAGCAUGUUUUAAAAGGAAAAGUAGUAUCUGUGGAAAAGGUGGGAGUUGUUUGGGUCAGAUGCUUGAUCACUGCCUAGAUACAUUUUCUAAUAUUAGAACGUUUCCUUGAUUUGCCCGGCUUCUCUGGUGACUCGGGAUCACAUGGUCAGAGCAGCAGCCAAUCAGAUCACAGGGUGAGCUUUCCCUCUCUCUAGCAACAGUGAGUUACUCGCUGCCUAUUCAUUAAUUAUUUUCCUCCACUCUCCCCAAAGCCUGUUUGGACUCAGCCGAUAGCUAAGUGCGCCUCUCUCCCCCCCCUCUCUCUUUCUCCCUCACUCUCCUUCUCUCUCUCUCCCACUCUGUUGUUGCCCUUCUCUCUUCAACUCAGUCCUGUAUAAAGUCUUUAAAAGAGAUGGAUUCAGUGACGGGAAGCCGACUAACCACUGCUGCUGCCUGUCUGAAGUCAGAGCAACUCCUACAAUGUCAGAGUGGGGAAACAGAGAGACGCUUCUUCUUCCAACUCCUAGGAGUUGCAGCACUUCUUCUGCUCUGGAGAAAUGUGAUAAAUCAGGACGACCAUAUCAGUGGACAUCUCCUCGCUUGCUCCUGCGUUUUCUCCUCAUCCUUCCCCUUCUUCUUGCUUCCCUCUCUUUUCCACAACACUAUGGUGAAUUUAGGAAAACAUGGAGUGUGGAAAAGGCAACUGGACUUUUUUUCCCUUCUUGGUUGGGACAUAAUCAGUGUCCGGAACAUGCGGAUCCCAGAGAGAAGCGAGGGGGAUUAAGGAACGGGCCGGCCUCCGCCUCUCGUGCCUCGGACCGGACCGCUGGUGGGUCUCGGCGCGUCGAGACGUCAGCGACGGAAGGACCCUCCUUUGGCCGGCCAGCGCUCCCGGACGGAGCGCCGAGCAGGCGGCUCCAAUAGCACCCGGCCAGCCGGUCUUUUGCCGCUUGAAGGAGCAUGUUGCCAACGCUCUCCCUCUGCUCCAUCGUUUGGCUCAACCGAGGCAUCAAGCUGAGGAAAGUGCUCCGGCGCUCGGCGACCAACGCUGGUCCACUCUGAGGGGCGGUCCUGCCGCGAGGAACAGCGGACACAGCGGCGGUACUCCCCCAACCACCCCGUUAUCGCUUUGGAAAUGCUUCUAAGCUUCGGGUGACUGUAUUCUCCCUCCCCUCCCCCCCCCCCCCCCCCCCCCCCCGCUCCUCCCAUAAGCCACCGUACUCCACACCGUGUGUUUCUGGGGGGGGUGAAGAAAAAAGAAAUCCGGUCGAGCCAUAAACAAUAAGUGGCAUUUGGACCCAUAGUCAGCCAUUUUACCUCCCUCCUCUCUUCUGGUGGCCAUUUUGUUUUGAGCCUGCCUGUUCAAAAUGGCGGCAGAGGGCUUCCAGUACCGCGCCCUCUACGGGUUCACCAAGGACCAGGAGGAGGACCUGGACCUGCAGUCCGGGGACCUGCUGACGGUCAGCAAGGCCUCGCUGCUGUCCAUGGAGAGCUACCAGGACGGCUGCAUCGAGCGCCCCGAGCGCCUGGGCUGGCUGCUGGGCUUCAACGAGCGCACCAAGCAGCGCGGGGACUUCCCGGGGACCUACGUGGAGUACGUGGGGCCCGUGAGGAUGGGACACCCGUCCAGCCAACCCCGGUCCCAGCGGCCCCUCCCCGCUGCCCCGCGACCGGACGCAUCACAAGCUGUGCCCGCGCCAGACCUGAGCGAGCAGUUCACACCGCCACAGAGCGCCCCCCCAGCCCUCGUCAGCCUGCUGCACGCCAUCGAGAAGAGAGGACUGGACUCUAAGACCCUGUACCGGACAGGCAGCCUGGCCCCAGAGAGCCCCGUGUACAGCCUGAGCACUGAGGGGGAGCUGUUCCAGAGCGACGUGUGCUUCCUGUCGGAGGGGGUGAUCAGCUACCUGCGGGAGCUCCCGUCGCCGGUGGUCCCCGCCUGCGUGUACCCCGCCCUGCAGGCCGCGCUGCAGCAGCAGCAGCAGCCCCUGGAGCUGUCCGCCGACGGCGCGGUGGCCGGCAGCCAUGGCCGAGAGGUGAGCCUGGCGCUGGAGACCUCCCCCGGCGUGCCCCCCCACCACCGGCUCACCCUGCACUGCCUCCUCACCCACCUGGCCAAGGUGGCCCAGACCCAGGCCCACAACGGCCUGGACCCCCGCACCCUGGGCCAGAUCUUCGGGCCGCUGCUGAUCCGCCCUGGCUCCACCGCCCCCGGCCUGACGCUGGAUGAAGGCUUUCCUGCCAUGGUGCUGGAGAGACUUGUGAUGGAGCGCGCCGUGGAGCCCGACCUGGCGCCUCCAGCUCUCCCAGCCAAGCCAGUGAAGACUAAGAUGGUCCCGCCAGCAGUGACAGAUGUGUGCAGCUUGUUAAACGACGCUGAGUGGUACUGGGGAGAGAUCUCCAGGGAGGAGGUGAACGAGAAGCUGCGGGACACCCCGGACGGGACCUUCCUGGUGCGCGACGCCUCCAGCAAGCUGGAGGGAGAGUGCACACUGACCCUCAGGAAAGGCGGCAACAACAAGCUGAUCAAGAUCUACCACCGGGACGGGUGCUACGGCUUCUCGGAGCCCCUCACCUUCCUGUCGGUGGUGGAGCUCAUCCACCACUACCGCCACGAGUCCCUGGCCCAGUACAACGCCAAGCUGGACACCCGGCUCCUCUACCCCAUCUCCAAGUACCAGCAGCUGGUGAAGGAGAACAGCAUCGAGGAGGUGGGGGAGCAGCUGAAGGUGUACCACGAGCAGUACCAGGAGAAGAGCCGCGACUACGACUCCCUGUACGAGGAGUACACUCGCACCUCCCAGGAGCUGCAGAUGAAGCGCACGGCCAUCGAGGCGUUCAACGAGACCAUCAACAUCUUCGAGGAGCAGUGUGAGACCCAGGAGCGCUACAGCAGGGAGUCCCUGGAGCGGUUCCAGCGCGAGGGCAACGACAAGGAGAUCCAGAAGAUCCAGAGCAACUCGGAGCGGCUGAAGUCCCGCGUGACGGAGAUCCACGACAGCAAACGCAAGCUGGAGCAGGACCUGAGGCAGCAGGUGUCGGACAACAGGGAGAUCGACAAGAAGAUGAACAGCCUCAAGCCCGACCUGCUGCAGCUCCGCAAGACCAGGGACCAGUACAUCAUAUGGCUGAACCAGAAGGGGACGAGGCAGAAGAAGAUCAAUGAGUGGCUGGGCAUUAAGAACGACGCUGAUGACUCGUACUCGCUGGUGCAGGAGGACGAGAGCUCGCCCCACCACGACGAGUGCACCUGGUAUGUGGGCGACAUCAAGCGCACCCAGGCCGAGGAGCUGCUCAGAGGCAAAUGCGACGGAACCUUCCUCAUCCGCGAGAGCCAAUCACAGAAGGGCUCCUUUGCCUGCUCUGUCGUUGUGGAGGGCGACCCCAAGCACUGUGUGAUCUUCCAGACGACCACAGGCUACGGCUUCGCCGAGCCUUACAACCUGUACCCUUCCCUCCAAGCCCUGGUGCUCCACUACAAGAACGUGUCUUUGGUCCAACACAAUGACCAGCUGAAUGUAAACCUAGCCCACCCGGUGCUGGCCCGCUCCCAGAACCAGAACCAGAACCAGCACCCCAGAUGAGCUGGCAGGCCCAGCACAGUACAGUAGUAGUACACUAACCCCCCCCCCCUCCCCACCCCCACCCCCACCCCACCUCCACCACCCAACCACACCCAGGAUGGAGAGAUUCAAGUACUUCAACGUCGUUCUCAGUGACGAAAGAACCCAAUGUUUUUUUCUGUUAGUUGCUGAAAUCCACCAUUUUGUGAACAAUGGUUGUUAAUUUGUUCGUCUAAGUGGCCGGCACCAUUCCGGCGAGCACAGCGAUUCGCCGGUGUUUGGCUGGCGGCCGGUGCUGAUUCCACCCUGACGAUUUUAACCAUAAGGUCAGCAUUUAAAGAACAAGAAAAUAAGCACAUGCCCGUUGACAACGGAGACCUGUACAGUGUCCGGGCCGACGCCACCGGCAGCGGCACAAGGAGCGAGAGAGAGCGUUCUCCUGCCAUUAGACAGCCAUAACUGUACAGAGUCAAUUACAAGAUAAAAAAAAAAUACCUUUGGUACAAAAACUCCUAAUACCAAGUCCUACACUUGAUAGUGUUGUUGAUCGAGGUCGGAGGAGCAGGUCAGCGAGCGAAGCGCGAUCCAAGCCCCCCCCCUGUGGAGAGACGUAAACACACCCACGAGGAGGACGCAGGAUACAGACGGACACAAGAGGGGGGGAAAGAUCCUUUUAUUUUUUAUCUUUGUCUUUCGACAAAUGCCUGAACUGUCGGCCCCCCCCACCACCCCCUCCAGGAAGACACACUCGCGUUGCCACACACAGGCUGUUUGCAUCGUUGUGUUUGUGGACUUAGCUGCCGUCAGGAAGAGACGCCUUGGACCCCGUGUGGGGGACUGGUUGGGUGGGGUGGGUCAGCUUGGGUCUCUCGGUUGAUGGAUUGCAAUUCAAAGCGUGAUUAAGUGCCAUAGUUACAGCCCUGAGCGACCGAGGACUCCAGGGAGCGGAGAGGGGGGAGGGGGGCCGGCGGUUGGACGGAGGAGGCCUGCAGCUUUAAGAAAAAGAAAGUUAUAUAUAUUUUUAAUGAAAAAAUAUUGUUGGCUGUGGCUUCAUGUGGCGCUCUUUCUCUCUCUCCCGCUCUCCCUCCUAGGCUCGAUGGGUUCCCGGGCCCGACUGUUGAGUUUGUGGAUGAGGUACUGACCGUGACGGAGUCACGUGGUACAUGUUUGCUAUAUUGUGAGUAUACAGUACACUGUAAUCACAGUACACUAGAUAGUGUGGUAUGUUGAUAAAUGCAGUUAUAUAUGCUCCAGGAUUCCCUCCCUUAAGUCCCAGGUUGGGAGAGUCUCCUUAACCAGCUUUCUUUCUUUCUUUCUUUCUUUCUUUCUUUCUUUCUUUCUUUCUUUCUUUCUUUCUUUCUUUCUUUCUUUCUUUCUUUCUUUCUUUCUUUCUUUCUUUCUUUCUUUCUUUCCAUCUGUUUUAAUACUGUAGCGACCUUUAGUUUAUUGGGGCUAAAAGACAUAACUGUUAGUGAUCCUCUGAUUUUAUUUUUUCUAAUUUCUAUAUGCUAAUGACUUUACGAAGCAUCCAUCUAUGAUGUGAUUCUCGUGUCCUAUCCGGUACUGUAUUUGCUUUGUCUCUAGCUAGGUAGUUGUAUUUACUGGCCCAGUUGUUUUCUCAGAUGUCAGAAUAUUUGAUAUUUCAGUUAUUCAUGGUACUCCCCUCGCGCCCUCCCCCUCCUCUCUGCGCUUGACUGUUGAUGUUUUUUGUCACCGACUGUAUAAUAUUAAUAGGCAGAGAAAAAAAACUUUGAAAAGAUAGUACGCUUCCAAAAGAGAAGCAGAACUUAGAACCUAAAUAUUCACACGCAGACACACGUGCAAACAGAUUUUGAUUUGGCACAGUUUCAUUGCUGUAUUUGUUUUGUCUCUUUGUUUGUCCUUUUUAUUUUCUUGCAUUUAAUUUGUUUUGGUUGCUAUGCUCUCAGAUUCUGUUUCGGGAAGUACUCAGUACCCAGCUAAUAUGAGCCAAAUGAAGGAUGUCUUUUCAUGUAGCACAAAAAAAAAGAAAAACCAAUCCUUUACCAUUCAUGAUGGCCACAUUGGUCUGAAAGGUGAUCUAGUACAGUAUGCAUGGCGUGUCUCCACAGGAGUCCCUCUAGCACUAGUGCUUCUAACUUGUGCUGUCUGUUUGUGUUUCUGUGUAUGUGUGUUUUCAGUGCAUACGUGUUGUAGUUGUAGGACUAUGCACAAGACGUUAGAAACGUGGAUAGGAAUAGGGUUUCACUUUUAUUUGCAGGCAAACUUCCCAGGGCAACUUCCUUCCACAAAUUAAGUCAUUCUUUAAGUCUUUCAUUCUUGAACCUCCUUCCAUUGUGAGACCACUGCGUGGAUUGAGAAGCGCACCAUCUCUAGUUGUGUCUGUCUCUACCUAAAGCACAGUUGAAGCUCCAAGCAGGAAAGGCGCAAGGACGAGGCACCACAUCACUGACCACAGUGAGAAAGAUGAAUCUGGCCAAAUACUGAGGGGCUGCUUGGCCUGCGGUGAUGGUUGCAUGACCACCAGGCGCUGGCCUGUACAGUGGGUUUGAAUGGAGAAAAAAAAAGGAAAGAAGAUGAUAAAGUAACCGAUAUUUUUGUAGAAUGUGUGUAGAGUAACCUAAAUGGUAAGCUAGUGAGUGAAAAGAUUGCAAUAUUUUUUUGGAGAGUAGCAUGUUUGGAUAAUCUUUUCUGUUUUGAGUGCAAAAUUCUUUCAAAUGUUCUAUCAUGUAAAAAGAAAAAUGGCUUCUCUCUUGAUUAACUUUAAUGCAAAGCGUUUGAAGUCUCUUUUUUUUGUCAUCUGGUUUAUUAAAAAAAAUACUUUGGAUAUAAUCUUUAAUCAACAAGAAAUCUAAGUUGUCAAAAUGUUUAUGGACAUGAACAUCUCACUGAUAAAGAUAAAUAUACAGAGAAACGGUUGAAUCUUGAAGACUAGAAGUGCCUUUUGCCCGCUAUAGUGAGGCCAUCUCUACUCUACUUAUCCGCCAUUGGAGACUCGCUCCUCAAGAUGGUGCCAUCGGCCCAUGCUGUGCUCAUUGUUUCAUGUCUGCCUGUGUUCAGCCCCGAUGUACGACUGCACGCAGGCCUGGUUGUUGCGUCUGGUCUCGAGUGUGGAUGCCUAAGCAGGGGUGUGUCAUGGCAUGUCAUAGCAUAGCGUAGCGAGUGAUUAGAGAAUUUAAAAGUUGUUGCCAUUGUAUUUUUUUUUUUUUAAACCUUUUAGUUGUUACAUAUUCCUUCUUUGUGUGGUGCGGGUGGAGGGGGGGGGGGGGGGUGUUCAGUGUCUUGGUGCUUUUAGCCCAUCAAGUACAAAGAAUGUUUUGUUUUGUCACAACCUAUUUUCAAUAUUUCAUCUUGUAGCUCUUAGAUGUGUUCUUUUGUUAAUGAGACCCAGAUCAGAUAGAGAUGUGAAGUGAGAGUAACCAGAGUGUAGAGGCCGUAGCUCUAUGGACAGAGGACCUCCAGCAUGCAGUAUUCCCCUCGUCUCGUCCACUCCCCUCACUGUGAGCCUGUUCUCUGAACUCCUUCACAGACCGCUGACCAUGACCAUACUGUCCGCUGGACCAACCGCUUUUUUUUUGUUGCACUUUCUAUUACUUUUUUUUCGAAGCAAUGCAAAUACUCUUAUUAGUUGUUGUUUUUUUUCGUUAUUUUUAAAUGUCUCUUUAGUUUGCUAUUCUUCUACAUAGUGUUCAUUCUCCAUGAUUGUUGUUGUGUAUGGGGGGUGACCGUUAUUGCAACCUCCAAAGGGGUUGGUUGGGUUGAGAAUACCUGGAGAAAACAUGGGCACCACCGUCGACGGAAAUUAGUGUGCUCGUAGAUUUUCACAUAACAACUCCACUUGUAGAAAUGAAUUUUGGACAGUUAAGCGACGUCGUCAAGAAACCAGUUUUUUAAUAAUAAUUACAUAUGAAGCGAAUAAAACAAAAAUCGGCUCCCUUUUUUGUACAAAACAAAUCCAUCCUCUUUAGGAAUAUUUUUACAAGUACUCUUUUUUUCGUGGUUCACUCUACAUUGCGCAGUAAAAAAAAUGGUCCUCACUGAUUGAGAAGAGCGUGAUAAAGGCAAACGGGAAGAGAAUUUUAAUUAUGGAUACUUGGAAUACUUGGAACUGAGCUUCAUGUCAUUUGGUAGCAACUCUGCAAUUCUAAACUUUACUCUGGGUGAUGCUAUUAGAUUGUCCUGUAUUUUGUCUUUAAGAUUUCUUAUAAAAAUAUAUAUAUAUUUCAUCCGCUUUGGAACACUGUAAAGUAUAUUUCUUAAAAGAAUUGUAUUGUAGAUAACGCAAUCUUUCACACUAUACAAAGAAAGCAAGUAUAUUUGAUGUUUAUUUAGGUUUGACAAAUGAGAGGCUUAUUAGAAAAUAAAUACUUUUGAAAUAUAUCCUAAGAUAUCUAUAUUUUUUGAACGAUGUAACUCUGAUUUGGAUUAAACUUGAAACAAAUCAGAACGAUGUGAAAAGGAUCCUUUUGCAUCACUCCACAGCAGUUAUUAAACAAGACAUUUUGCAAGCGGUUUUUCUUUUGUGAAUCACAAGCACUCUGAAUAGUGGGCUUGGACAAACUUCCAGCAGACUUUGUAAUGGUGGUACACAGAGUCAAUGUAAGGUAGUACACGGUAUCAUCCUGUACACUCUCGAUGCAAGAAUCUCAUCCAUGUGUUACAUUUACAGAGCUGAUAAAUGUACACCUUAUUUUUUUAUCUUUUUGUUAAAUGAGGUCUUGGCUGCUUUUUUGUUUUAUACUGCAUACAUGAGACAAGUAAGAGUAGUCUUUAUUUGGGUUCUCAGUCGGGAGAAUUUGUUUUCCAUUAGGAAAAGGUUCUAUCUUGGAUAGUGGCCGUUUGCUAAACAUGUUAAGGUGGACGAGCGAUGCCGAGUGGAUCCAUGAUUUCACAGCGCCGGGAACACCCCAUCAGCUAUGGCCUAUUGGGAUAAGAUUUUCCGAGAGGGGCAUUUAGUGUUGAGAAAUACAUUGAGGCAAACUGUAAUGAGGCCAUUCUUAUUACGCAGGUAUUAAACAGGUACACGAUUCAGUCCUUCAGAAGCACUCCUCUGAAAACACACCUUUUUUUACAUUAAAGCAAUGAUGGCAUUAGAAAGUGCUUGUUUAUGGUGCCUGAGUAGAUUUGUAUUUGUUUGAUUUUAUUUGGCUUUAUAAAAAAGCAAAUAGAUUUUUUGUCUUUGUCAGUUUGUCAAGUUUGUUUGUUUGUGUCUGUUAAUAACCGUACAGAACCUAUAAAGAAAAAUAAGCUAGCUUGAAAAUUUCCUCCAUACAGUAAAGAAUACAAAUGUUUACAACAUGUAAUUAACCAAAUAGCAAGUAUGCGUUUCAAAAAAUCAGUCUGUCUGACCAUUGAAGUGACUGUGAUUGGUUGGAAUUUUACCCUUUCUUUUGGUCAUUGGAAACUUGAAAAAGUCAUGAUUGCUUGUUCUCUCUCUCUCUCUCUCUCUCUCUCUCUCUCUCUCUCUCUCUCUCUCUCUCUCUCUCUCUCUCUCUCUCUCUCUCUCUCUCUCUCUCUCUCUCUCGAAUGGUUCCCUUCCAAGUUUUAAUUUUCUGUUUUCUUUUUACUCUCCAAUACUGUGCUCCCUCACUAUGACAUAUUGUAAUUAUCACAGUAUCAGUCAAAAAGUUAGACAUUGAUUUUGUAGCCUCUGUGGCUACACAUUCGGGGCAACUUGGUGGACCGCUUCCACACUAAAUGUUUAUUCAUCAAGUCUCCUUUGAACCCUGCUGUCUAGCUCUCACCUGACCCGCAUACGUGCAGCGCUCACAUUAAACACAUGUUAUGGUUGUGCAUGUAUGUGUUUUUUCAUAAUAACUGAUAGGGGUGUAAAUCAGUUACAACAUGGUUGCAGUCUAUACAUCUCCAUUCUAUAGACUUUGACACUAGUUGCCAUGUCCUCCAAGUCAGGAGUUUGUUUAUGUGACGUUUAUGACUUGUAAAUGGGUUUGUGUGUCUUCAUGAUCGCGUCGUUAGAGAGCCAUACACACGGCUUGCACUACAUGUACUGUAUGGGUGUUAGCGUAUGUGUGUGUGUGUGUGUGUUCAGUUUGGACGGAGUCUGGGAAUGAUGGACGUCAGAUGCAUGCUAUUUUUUUUAUUUUGCACUAAAUGGUAUACAAGACACUACGAGAGCAGACAAUAAAAAGAAUGCAAAAAGGUGCUCGGUAGAAACAACUAGAUCGUUAAAAAACCAAAAUAUCUCAUACAAUUCUAGACCUGUUUGUGAUUUUGUUGCCCGGAUCCUCCUUCUCCUUCCUGCCACCACUAUCAAAUCUGUCAAACUCAUCACUUAGCAUAAACUUUGACCUUUCUAGAGAUUUCGGUCUAUUUGAUGUGACUGUAAUAGCAUUUUUCACUGUAUACUGUCUUCAUCUCUUAACCCCCCCCCCCAAAAAAAAGGCUUUGUUAAAUUUUCUGUGGCGUGUUCAAAGUGAUCGAUGCCUCGACACUUUGCUAGAGACUGGUUAGACGUGUCCCACCUUGCAGCCCGCAUACCGUUGGUUUCCUCCAGGGCACGAAUCAUAUCCUUGUCAUCAUGGCAGAACACUGCCUAAUGUAUCAGCAUAGCCUCCCACAAGCCUCUACUCUUUAAUCCUUUGGAUGUGUGGAAACGAAUGGGUGAAGUCAGUGGAUUGGGUGGUAGUACUCAGCCAGCAGAGAUAUAUGGGUUGAUGUGGUGGUGCACGAUCUCUAUGCACGUGAGACAAUUUCUGUUCUCUUAUCUUCCCCCCUUCUAUGUCUCAAUUCAAAUGCAACAUUUAUUUUCUGUCUUUCACAAGAAAGCUAAAGUUGAGUGUAUCUGUCAUGUACCUACCACUUGCUACAGAGUUAUUGUUUGUUCACACACAGGUACCCUUUCGUCUGUAUGGUCCUUACUUUAGGUUGAUAAAAAAGAAAGUACAAUAAAAGAUAUAUAAAAAUA